Molecule: messenger RNA, 648 nt
Organism: Hyalella azteca
Lineage: Eukaryota; Metazoa; Arthropoda; Malacostraca; Amphipoda; Hyalellidae
Product: extensin-3-like
Exons: 2
Coding region: 1-648 (215 amino acids)
Source: RefSeq, a predicted model, not a curated record
AUGCCAAUAACUCAAUGUUCCUCUCCUGAAACCCUGCAAGAGUUGCCCCUAGCCAUGUGCUUGGGUCAUUGUCUUGUGCAUCCUCCUCCUACAUCUUCCUCCUACAUCCUCCUCCUACAUCCUCCUCCUACAUCUUCCUCCUACAUCUUCCUCCUACAUCCUCCUCCUACAUCUUCCUCCUACAUCCUCCUCCUUCAUCCUCCUCCUACAUCCUCCUCCUACAUCCUCCUCCUACAUCUUCCUCCUUCAUCCUCUUCCUACAUCCUCCUCCUACAUCCUCCUCCUACAUCCUCCUCCUACAUCCUCCUCCUACAUCCUCCUCCUACAUCCUCCUCCUACAUCCUCCUCCUACAUCCUCCUCCUACAUCCUCCUCCUACAUCCUCCUCCUACAUCCUCCUCCUACAUCCUCCUCCUACAUCCUCCUCCUACAUCCUCCUCCUACAUCCUCCUCCUACAUCCUCCUCCUACAUCCUCCUCCUACAUCCUCCUCCUACAUCCUCCUCCUACAUCCUCCUCCUACAUCCUCCUCCUACAUCCUCCUCCUACAUCCUCCUCCUACAUCCUCCUCCUACAUCCUCCUCCUACAUCCUCCUCCUACAUCCUCCUCCUACAUCCUCCNAACCGUAUCUACGAUACUUUCUGUAUGA